GACUUCCGUUAUCAGCAAAUGUCAAACAUAUAAAUAAAACAUUUCAAAAACUUUCAAUUAAAUCAUAAUAUUUUAUGGGUACCUCCUUUCACUUUAGCUAUUGUAUUGUAUAAAACCGAAUGUGCAACGAUAUGGAUUAUUUGUUCAAACCAAUAGUUUUAGUGACGGGAUUUGGUCCUUUCGCAAAUCACCCGGUGAACGCAAGUUGGGAAGCUGUAAAAUUGAUGGAUAAGGAUGGUAUCGAGAGAAAACACAUGAUAGAGUUUGUACCACUGGAGAUUCCUGUCACGUACGAAAAUGUGGACGAGUUCGUGCCAGCUUUGUGGGAAACACAUGAGCCAAAGUUGAUGAUCCACGUCGGAGUAUCAAGCAUAGCCAAAGAACUGACCUUAGAGAUGCAAGCCCACAAGAAAGGCUACCAGCGGAUGGACUACUUGGACAAAUGCCCACCAAAUCACAUCUGCCCAGCUGAUGGUGCUAUCCGGAUGCAGACCAGAUUAGACAUUGAGAGGAUAUGUAAAGAGUUUAAUGAUGGGAAUCCGCCUGAUGAGAAAAGUAGUGCUGUAGUCUCUAAAGACGCUGGAAGAUACCUAUGUGAAUAUAUUUACUAUAGAUCUCUAAGCAUAGACAACACAAGAACUCUGUUUGUGCACGUGCCAGACCUUCAGAUAUAUUCCGCGGAAACCACAGCACGAGGGCUGGAGAGAAUCUUGGACUUGUGUCUAGACCAACUCAUAGAGAAAGAAGCUGCAGAGAAACUGAAUGGUGUUAGCUUAGAAGACGAAGAUUAGGAUUAAUGGAAAUUUUGAAGUAAAAUAAACUUGAAGUUUCCUAUGUGUAAAGUUGUAUUAGAGUGUGUAUUGGUGUAGAAAAAUACACAAGAUUAUAUAGUAAAAUGUUCAAGUAUAAUCAUCUUAUAAUGUAUCACAUGUGACUGGUUUAUCAUCGCAUCAUUAUUAGCAUUUAUAUCAAUAAUACACUUAUUAAAAAAUCAAAUUACUGUAUUACUAAUCAAUUACUCAAAUUACUAAUCUGUAAAUAUAAUUUGUAUUUGAUAAUAAAAUGUAAAUGUAAAUUGUUGUCUGUACAAAGAUAUUAUUAAAAAAUAAAACAUGUAAAUAGUUUAUAAA
Molecule: messenger RNA, 1130 nt
Organism: Plodia interpunctella (Indianmeal moth)
Lineage: Eukaryota; Metazoa; Arthropoda; Insecta; Lepidoptera; Pyralidae
Exons: 3
Coding region: 120-791 (223 amino acids)
Biological process (GO): proteolysis
Cellular component (GO): cytosol
Molecular function (GO): pyroglutamyl-peptidase activity
Source: RefSeq, a predicted model, not a curated record